Messenger RNA from Momordica charantia (bitter melon), 483 nucleotides. RefSeq lists its product as uncharacterized. The record is from RefSeq and is a predicted model, not a curated record. Lineage: Eukaryota; Viridiplantae; Streptophyta; Magnoliopsida; Cucurbitales; Cucurbitaceae. Gene Ontology annotation, biological process: xylem development.
AUGGAAAACUCGGCCACCUCCAGAAUCUGCGCCCACGAUCAGGAAGCGACGUCGUUUAGUUGUAGUUGGACUUCCUCCAUGGACGAUCUCAUCAUGUUUGACACUACAGCAGCAACAACAUCAGACGACUACUACAAUCGCGGGAUCUUUUCUUCUUCUUCUUUUUCUUCUUUGAACAAUUAUUGUUCUCCGGAGGCCGAUGGUGAUCUUGAUGACACUGCAACUUCUUCUCCUCAUCCUUCCAUUCCCGCGAUGGGUGAGCUUAAUAAAAAGCAAACGAAUAAGAAGAUGGAUCAAAUGAUGAUCACUGAAGCAAAGAAACACAAGGAGGGAAAAGGAAGUGAAUGUGAAGAAUGUGGGGAGAUUGAAGAUAGAAUUGAAGUGGGUUUUGUAGGGAGGGAUAAUAAGAACUGCAGCACAGGACUUAAGCAUAUAGGCCUUUGUUUAGUUCCUGUCACCAUGGUUGUCAAUUAUUUUGGUUAG